Cryphonectria parasitica EP155 is the source of this 1642-nucleotide messenger RNA. RefSeq lists its product as uncharacterized. The coding region runs from base 19 to 1203 and encodes 394 amino acids. The transcript has a single exon. Lineage: Eukaryota; Fungi; Ascomycota; Sordariomycetes; Diaporthales; Cryphonectriaceae. The record is from RefSeq and is a predicted model, not a curated record. Gene Ontology annotation, molecular function: protein binding.
CACCACGACGGGUGCCAGAUGGGGGACCGACUCGCCAGGCUGCCAGACAAGCUGCUGCUCAUGAUCUUCGACACGCUCGCGCGCGAGUCGCGCCACGACCUCUGCAACAUGUCGCUCGCCAACAAGAGGUACCACCACCUUGCCGACACAUCGCUCUACAAGUCCCUCCUCUUUGACUCGCCCGAGCAGCACCUGAUCUUCAGCGAGACCCUUGACCGCCGGCCCCGCCGUGGGUCCAUGAUCGCCGAUGUCAAGCUGGAGUAUCCGAGCUCCGAGCUGUCCCACCUGAUCCUGGACGCGCCGCUGGACCGCUCGCACUACUCGCCGGACCGCAUCGACGGCCUGUCGCGCACCCUCUCGACCAUGUCCAACCUCGAGACCCUCGACAUCGCCGUGCCCGUCAAGCUGCUACACGGCAUCGGCACCCUCUUCAACGGGCCCUUUGACCUCGCCUGCCUCAAGACCUGCUCCCUCUUCUACCAGUGCCCCAACGACGAGUACUGGGACCUGCAGGAGAACAUCCACAUCUUUACCCACCCCACCCUCGAGACCCUCACCAUCCGCCGCGCCAAGCUCGACGAGCGCGGCUUCGACAGCCUCGAGCGGCCCCACAGCACCGCCCUCAAGGCUCUACACCUCAUCGAGUGUGACAUCAACGACGAUGCCCUCGCAGACAUCAUGGAGUUCCCCGAGGGCCUGCGCGAGUUUCACAUGUCCCACACGGCGCAACCAACCCCCGAGCUGGAGGAGAGCAGCGACGAGAUUAACGAGUUCGUCAUGGCCCUCAAGCCCUGCGCCGAGGCCCUCGAGACCAUCGUCAUCGACCACCCCACCCUGGGCGGCCGCAAGGUGCUGCGCAUGCGGGACUUUGUCGCGGUCAAGACGCUGCGCCUCAACUUUGACACGCAGCUGUUCGGCAAGACCUCCAAGAAGCCGCGCCUGCACUCGGUCGGCUUCCCACCCGAGCUGGAGACGCUCGAGUUCUUUGGUGAGAUUGGCAACGACGAGGUGGUCACGGAGCUGUUCGCCGGCGCCCUGGAGAACAUCGAGUUCAUGGCGCGAAACCUGAAGACGCUGAUCCUGGCCGAGGGUCCCAAGGGCCUCCCCCAGCAGAUCGUGGAGGCCUGCAAGGGAAAGAAGUUCAACCUGCUCACUACACGGCUAGACGAGGAUGAGAAUGAAGACCAAGACGAAGACCACUAGACGACACAUUAUAGACCAAGACCGAUACAGAACGAUACAGGUACUCAGACGGCAAAUACUCUAGAAGGCAUCCUAGAAGGCAUCCUAGAACAUGGAGCGGACCACACCAGAUUUCUUUUUUCCCCUUCUUUCCCGACGACCGACUUCGAUACAGAUUAUAUACCCUUUGUCUCAGGUUACAGGAACCAGGAUACAGUUUUUUUUUUCCCCUUUCUCUUUUUGUCUGUUUCUCUGUCCUUCUCUCUCUUUAUACAUGUUCGAAUUCGGAGUUGCACGGCUGCUUUUCACGCACAGGAUAUUUCAUGGGUUGAAUAAAAAGGGAAGGGAAAAGAAAGGUGCCGACAGGUUUGAAAUUUUCUCUUGCGCGUACGCACGACGUAUUUCAGGAACAUUCUCGACAACGAGACACGCCGGAUCUAGACAAAUGCAUGGUCGGAAU